AUGGCCGACGUCGCAACACCACCCGCCGCCCAGGCCACUGCCACCAACGGCGCUGCUGCUUCCAAGGAAAAGCAGCAGAUUGUCAAGCCCGACAAGCCCGAUGAGGACAAGUACAAGGAGGAGCUCGCCAAGUUGGAGAAGGAGCACACCGCCGCCCAGGAGAAGCUGAACGCCUGCAAAGCCAAGCUCGACCUCGCCAAGCCCAACAACAAGGACUCGCCCAACGCAAAGCGCCAGCAGGAGCUCAAGACGGAACUUAACGCCAUCCGCCAGUCUCAGCAGGGUAACAAGUCCGGACGCAACGCCAUCUUUGAGAAGAUCAAGAAGCUCGACGAGCAGCUUAAGCAGCAGCUCAACGAACUCAAGACUGCCAAGGGCAAGUCCAACUACAAGUCGGCCGAAGAUGUUGACCAGGAGAUUGCCCGUCUGCAGAAGCAGGUCGACACUGGCAUGAUGAAGCUGGUAGACGAGAAGAAGGCCCUGGCCGAGAUCAGCGCGCUUAACAAGGCCAAGAAGAACUUCUCCGGCUUCGACAGCCAGCAAAAGAAGAUUGACGACAUCAAGGCCCAGAUCGCUGAGCAGAAGAAGCUCCUGGACGACCCCGAGAACAAGGCCCUCAGCGACAAGUACACCAAGCUCCAGACCGAGCUGGAUGGCCUGAAGGCUGAGCAGGACGAGGCCUUCAAGAACCUGAGGUCACUUCGCGAGGAGACAGACAAGGCGCGCGCCGUGCAGCAGGAGAAGUACCAGGCUCGCAAGGAGCUCAAGGACAACUACUUCCAGCAGCUGCGCGCAUUCAAGGACUACGAGUUCCAGGCCCGUAAGAUCCGCAACGAGAAGAGACGUCUGGAGCAGAUUCAGUACGUUGCCAGCAAGCGUAAGGAGACGGCCGCCAAGCGUCUCGAGGAAGCCAGCGCACCUGCGUAUGGCGACGAGAUCAUUGCCUGCGAGGGCCUGAUCCGCCACUUCGACCCCUCCGCGCUCCCACCCAAGGAGACCACCGCCGCCAGCAAGUUCGCCGCUUCCGCCCAGCGCACCGUCGAUGACUCUGGCCUCAAGGGAACCCGUAUAUCGAAAAAGGACACUGAGGAGGAGAGCUACUUCGCCGGUACCGGCGGAAAGAAGGGCAAGAAGGGCAAGAAGGGCGGCGCUGCUGCUGCUCCCGGCAAGUUCAACCUCAACAUCGGUAUCAUUGAGGAGUUGGCCAAGGUCGGUGUCGACCCUCCUUCAAACCAGGAGGAAGUCCCUGCCACCGUCGAGAAGCUCCAGGCUAAGCUCAAGCACUGGAAAGAGGAUCAGGACCGCAAGACCAAGGAGAACAUCGCCAAGGCACAAAAGGAGAUUGACCGCCUUGAGGCAGAGGAGGCCGAAGAAGACGCCGCGAACGGCAGCACAGACGCUGCCCGCAAGCCCGCGCAGAAGAACCAAGCUGUCAACGGCAGCGCUUCCGCCGAGGCCGAGCACGACCAGGAGAAGGACGCCGCGGCAGACGCUGCUGACGACCUCAAGAAGGCGUCGAUUGAGGACAAGGAGACAGCUGCCGACGCAUAA
Molecule: messenger RNA, 1551 nt
Organism: Alternaria arborescens
Lineage: Eukaryota; Fungi; Ascomycota; Dothideomycetes; Pleosporales; Pleosporaceae
Exons: 3
Coding region: 1-1551 (516 amino acids)
Biological process (GO): intracellular mRNA localization
Cellular component (GO): nuclear outer membrane-endoplasmic reticulum membrane network; endoplasmic reticulum; ribonucleoprotein complex
Molecular function (GO): mRNA binding
Source: RefSeq, a predicted model, not a curated record